Molecule: messenger RNA, 2926 nt
Organism: Tuber aestivum (summer truffle)
Lineage: Eukaryota; Fungi; Ascomycota; Pezizomycetes; Pezizales; Tuberaceae
Source: the annotation of a GenBank genome assembly
UAGCAAGCCACGCGACCUUAACUUGUCGGAGAAGGAGAAGGGGAAAGGAGCAACAGCCAUAUUCUCUCGGCCAUUGUUUAGAACUGCUAUCACAAGUCACUGAUAGCUGAACAGUCCCCGACAAUUCUACAGAAGAUGCGCGCCACCCUUCGACGCUGUCUUACCCCACAUCCUAUCCUCCUCGCCAACGCCAACGCCAACAAAAGGUACUCGCCCAAGGCUAUGGGUGCUAUACGAACCAGCGAUUUGCAUCAUGACCUCGAGUCAUUUCUCAAAUAUGCAGAAGUGAUCGCAUUACCAACCCAUACCACUGUAUAUGUUGGGACGCUCUAUGAGUACGUUCCUAGUCUUAGCUUCACUUUUUUUUCAUAUGCAUGAAUAGAACGGGACCUAACGGUUAAAUUGAUUGAAGAUACACUGUGAAAGAAGCCCUCAAGUCAUUUGGCAUCUCACUAGAGCGGACCGGAGGAAGAGACGAUAGAGGCGUGGACCUGCGCGGUACCUGGACAGUCCCGAAUCUACCAUCCGAGCAAUCCCAAAAACCCAGAGUCUAUGAUGCCCUGGUACAGUGCAAAUGCACAAAGGUUGCCCCCGCUGCUAUCCGCGAGCUCGACGGCGCAGCUUCAUUGAAGAAGCCGGAAACCAUUGGCAUCCUGGCUGCGCCAAAGCAUUGCUCGCCGGGUAUACGGAAACACAUGGCCAUGUCACCCCGGCCCUUAAUGUAUCUUUGCCUUAGGAAAGAAAGGAGAAUUGUGGAGCAGAUAAUCUGGAAUGCGCCAGCCUCUGUGCUCCUUCCAGGUGUGGGAGUCAGGGCUAUUCACAUAAAGGGCCGGGUCGAGAUAGUCCUCACAAUUCAUGGACACGAAUUUCGUAGUCUUCUUUCUCAAAACCUACCUGAAAAGGAGACAGUCAAGGGAGCCAAAAAUGGGGGGGAGAAAGAGGAGGCACCUAUAGUCCACAGUGGCAGCGGUGAUACAACUUCCGAUAUCGCUAAUGUGGAGUACGGUAAGGGUAAUAUAUAGUGAGGUUUGCUCACUGCUCGAGAGUAAGGAAAGAAAGAAGGAGGUGAUCAAUCAAUCCAAAAAGCUUAUGAAUACCCAGACUCGGCUUUAUCUUGGGCGACUCAUACUAUCAACAGCUAUGUUGUGAGAUCUCGAUCUUGUGCACAAGGGCACCUCUGACCGGUAUCUGCGGUUGCGACCUCUGAGAUAUGCCAACGUCAAGUGUAUGGACUCAGCACGAUGCUUCUCCUCUUCCCUGACUGAGGCACGAUGGUUCGCCAACUCACUCAGUCACCAAGUGGGUCCAAGAUUAAAGCGCGUCUUGAGUACUUCGAACUACUCGGGUACUUGGGUACUCUAUGCAUUCGGCGGCGGUGCCACACGUUGGCUAGUUGCAGAUUUUUAAUCAUGAAGCCACCAGCCACCUUAUUGCUGACCGCCACACCAAUCCGGACAGGGCCUCACAUAAACCCUUCGACCCACCGCAAGAUGCUGCAAGUGCUAUUGAUCAUGGCACAAGAUUUUACGGGAUGAGGGUGCGGGCAAGCGAAAUCUCGAUGUUUCGCAAAAAAAAAAAAAACAAGCGAUAGAAGGCCGAGUACAGAAAACUUCCAGAGCCGACGCCAGAGUGAAAAAGUGCACGAGUGAGUUUCCAUGAUGGAACCGAUAUAUCAGUCAGGGCUGUCAGGAGCCUAAACGCCAAACCUGAAGCCCAUAUCAACUGCUCCCCCUCACCCCAUGGGAUGCGAAACCCCGAAUAAAAAUGGCUGCCCUACCCAACUCCACUCACGAAACACCGUCACAAUUGUAUUCCCUCUCACCAUUCCAUAGCUCCCAUCACUUCAUCUUCCCCGCAAUAUAACCACCCCCUCACCUCUCUAUCACCACCACUACACUUCACCACACCACACCACACAACACCACACAACACCACAUCCAAACCCAAACCAACAACCAUGUUCUACAGAUCCACCGAAAGCGUCACCAUCCGCCUCCCCCCUAGACACUUUCACUGCUACUACAUGCGCGCCCUCUUGGACAUCCUCUACUCCUACGAGGGCAAGACCAGCACAAACAACAGCACUCUGAUCGCCGUCACCCAAAUCUUCAACGUCUCCGGCGGGCGCAUCCCCCCAUCCGGCAACGACAUCUUCAGCGACGGCGGAGCCGACUUCACUAUCGCCUUUGAGGCGCUCAUGUUCCACGCCUUUCCGGGAGAGGUCAUGUUCGGCACUGUUAUCGGGAUGAGCCCCUUUGGGAUCUUCCUUACGUGUGGUGCUGCUAUGCAGGUUUUUGUUGGCGUGGCGCUUUGUGCGGAGGGGAUCACCUGGGAUGGGAGGAAGGAGACUAAGAGUCAGGAGUUGAAGAGGUUGUUGAAGGAGAAGGAGGGCAAGGAGGGGGAUGAGGAAGAAGGAGGGAGAGGGAGAGGAAAAGGUAUCAUGAUUGGCGAUGGGGUAUUGGUCAAGAUAGCCGCGGUCAGUAGGCAGGGCGAUAAGUUGCAGGGCGUUGGGGACAUGAGUGGGGAUUAUACUGGGUUUGCAUCCCGUCCUUAUUCCCUAGCCUCCUUUACUUCUACUGCCUGAUACUAUCCCAUCGAGACGUGCAACUUACCAGUGGCUAAUGGGGGAACCACCCUUGCUACUACAACAGGCCAUUUUAAUCCCAACCCGAACCCCGGACUGGAAAGGAAAGGAAAGGGAAGGGAGGGAAAGGAAAGGCAAAUGAAUAAAUAAAAUAAAUAACUUGGCUUAUUUCAAUCCCCUCCUCGAAUCGCUGGUAUUACCCGCCCCGCUAUAUAUACAUUACCUUAUCUCAGCCUGUAUCAAAAAAUAAAUAACUGCCAAAGCAAGCUAUGUACGAUACGCGGCACUCACACACUCGCCCCCCCCCCGCACAUUCAUGAUAAAUAGAUAAAUAAAAACAUA